Argiope bruennichi is the source of this 1351-nucleotide messenger RNA. Its product is annotated as procathepsin L-like. Bases 157 to 1167 code for a protein of 336 amino acids. Gene Ontology annotation, cellular component: lysosome. Gene Ontology annotation, molecular function: cysteine-type endopeptidase activity. Lineage: Eukaryota; Metazoa; Arthropoda; Arachnida; Araneae; Araneidae. The record is from RefSeq and is a predicted model, not a curated record. The transcript has 8 exons. Gene Ontology annotation, biological process: immune response.
AGUUUUAGAUAAAAAGGUUUCUGCUGUACGAUACGCAUUUCAGAUUCAAGAACGUUUUAGAUCAGUUUGGUGUUAACUUUUCUCAUAAUCGUCUCUGUAAGAGAAUUUUGUUUAAUUGCAGCUUUUAUUUUUUAAUUGAAUUCAUUAUUUUAAAAAAUGAAUCUUCUAUGUUUUGCCGUUUUAGUAUUCUCUGCAAUUAGUAUAGGAAAUGCUUAUGUUUCUGAGUCAGAUGUCAUUAAAGAGGAAUGGCAAGCUUUUAAAGCAGAAUUUAAUAAACUCUACGAAGAAGCAGAAGACUUAUUCAGAAUGAAAGUGUUCAUGGAAAAUAAACAUAAAAUAGCUCAUCAUAACAAGAUGUAUUUAACUGGCCAUAAAUCGUACAGCUUAGCCAUGAACAAGUUUGGCGAUUUGCUUCAUCAUGAGUUUAUAUCAGCUGUAAAUGGUUUCAGACGCAACUAUAACGAAAGUCUUGCUAGUGGUUCUACUUUCUUAACUCCUGCCAAUAUCCAACUUCCUGAAAAUGUCAACUGGACUGCAAAGGGUUAUGUUACACCAGUUAAAGAUCAAGGGCAGUGUGGCUCGUGCUGGUCUUUCAGUGCUACUGGAGCUUUGGAAGGCCAACAUUUUCGUAAAACUGGCAAACUUGUAUCAUUGAGUGAGCAAAAUCUUGUUGACUGUUCUGGUAAAUUUGGCAAUGAAGGUUGUAAUGGUGGACUGAUGGACCAAGCUUUUGAGUACAUUAAGGAAAAUCAUGGUAUUGAUACCGAAGAAGCUUAUCCCUACAAAGCAAAGCAAGGUAGAUGCCAUUACAAGAAAAAGGAGAGGGGUGCUACUGAUACCGGUUUUGUAGAUAUUCCUAGUGGAGAUGAACAAAAGUUAAUGGAAGCAGUAGCAACUAUUGGACCUGUUUCUGUAGCUAUUGAUGCUAGUCAUGAGACCUUCCAAUUUUAUUCAAAAGGUGUAUACAAUGAGCCUGAAUGCAGUAGUCAAGAACUUGAUCAUGGAGUCUUAGUAACAGGCUAUGGAACUACUAAGAAUGGAGAGGAUUAUUGGAUUGUUAAAAACAGUUGGGGCACAUCUUGGGGAGAUGAUGGCUACAUCAAGAUGUCUCGUAAUAAGGAAAACCAAUGCGGAAUUGCAACUCAAGCAAGCUACCCAUUGGUGUAACUCUCAAUCUUUUAGAUACAUUUUCUUUUGCAUUUAUUUAUAUGCAAGGUCAACCCGGAAAAGUUCUUCCUGUGUGAUUUUCAUUUAUCUUAUGUUUGCUUUUAUUACUUAAACCUUUUUGGUCUUAUGUUAAAUGUACAUCGACAUUUUUGUUACUUAUUUUUUAAUAAAUGUUUUUUAAAAA